GCUAGCAGCGUUAGCUCCGUACUCUGCAUGCGGACAUAAAAAGCGUGAAGAGGGUGUUGUGUUCAUGUGUCGCAGGUAAAAUAUUCUGUUGUUAGCGAAGCAGCGAUGUCUUAGCUUUAGUGUUUCAGAGAUUUAAUCACCGAACGACUAACUGUUGCUGCUGAAGAAAUAUUCAGACACGUCGAAAGAACCGUCGUAGAGUACGAGGAAGAGUUGGAUCGUCAGCGCAAACUGUUGGAGAUCGUUUGCAAACCUCGAGUAAAGUUAAAGCGAAUAGGGAACAUUUAAAGCUUAACCUUGGAGAACUUUGUCUCGAACCACGACACAAUGUUUAAACUGAAGCUUCCACAACUGCAUGUCUGUAAAGAGGAGGAGGUUCUCACUGAGCAGCAGCUCUGUAACCAGGAGAGGAACUCAAGUCUGGACCAAGAGGAACCAGAGUCACUACAUAUGAAAGAGGAAGAGGUGGAAAUCUGCACCAGUCAUGAGGGAGAACAGCUUGAAGUGAAGCAGGAGGCUGAUACAUUAAUGUUGACUCCUGAAAAUGAGGAAAGUGACCACAUGGAACCAGGAAGAAAUGAGGAAGAUAUGGAUCUUCAGCACAGACUCCAUAUGAAGUGGGGCCCUGUAAUAAAGUUACAGAGUACAGAGCUUCCACAGCAGCAUGUGUGUAAAGAGGAGGAGGUUCUCACUGAGCAGCAGCUCUGUAACCAGGAGAGGAACUCCAGUCUGGACCAAGAGGAACCAGAGAUACUACAGAUUAAAGUGGAGCAGGAGGAAAUCUGCACCAGUCAUGAGGGAGAACAGCUUGAAGUGAAGCAGGAGGCUGAUACAUUAUUGUUGGCUCCUGAUAAUGAGGAAAGUGACCACAUGGAACCAGAACUGGACAGUGACCACCAGCUCUCUCACAGCUCUCCUGUAGCUCAGAGUCAAGAUCAGACAGGAAGUCACCAUGUUGACUCUUUGUCGAAUAGAAAUGAGAGAUGUAACAGGAACAAAGUAGAAAACUAUGACACAUCAAAGAUUGAGUCUGAAACUCACACAGGUAAAAAGUCUUUUAAAUGUGACACUUGUGGCAAAGGUUUUGUUUAUAAGUCUCAACUGAUUAUACACAUGAAAGUCCACACAGGAGAGAAACCAUUUUCUUGCUCAACGUGUGGAACGUGUUUCAUUUCGCGUAAUAGCUUGAUAGUCCAUGAAAGAAUUCACUCUGGUGAAAGGCCAUAUUCCUGUAAAACAUGCGGAAAGCGUUUUAAGCGAAGGCCUCAUUUGACAGUCCACGGAAGAAUUCACUCUGGUGAUAGGCUGUAUUCCUGUAAAACAUGUGGAAAGAGUUUUGUUGAGGGAAAGGAUUUGAAAGUCCAUGAAAGAGUUCACUCUGGUGAAAAUCCAUAUUCCUGUAACACAUGUGGAAAGAGUUUUGGUCAAAGUUCUCAUUUGAUAAGACAUGAAAGAAUUCACACACAUGACAGGCCGCAUUCCUGUAAAAUAUGUGGGAAGUGUUUUAUUCAAAGGUCACAUUUGAUAAGACAUGAAAGAAUUCACACAGGUGAGAGGCUGUAUUCCUGUAAAAUAUGUGGAAAGUGUUUUAUUCAGAAGGGGAGUUUGGUAGAACAUGAAAGAACGCACACUGGUGAGAAGCCACAUUCCUGUAAAACAUGUGGGAAGUGUUUUACUCAGAGGGGGGGUUUGGUAGAACAUGAAAGAACUCACACUGGUGAGAAGCCACAUUCCUGUAAAAUAUGUGGGAAGUGUUUUACUCAGAGGGGGGGUUUGGUAGAACAUGAAAGAACUCACACUGGUGAGAAGCCACAUUCCUGUAAAAUAUGUGGAAAGGGUUUUAUUAAGAGGGGGAAUUUGGUAGAACAUGAAAGAACUCACACUGGUGAGAAGCCAUUUUCCUGUAAAACAUGUGGAAAGUGUUAUAAUCGGAAGGCGAGUUUGGCAGUCCAUGAAAGAACCCACACCGAUAAGAAGCCAUAAACCUGGAAUGUGGAAAGUGUUUCAGUCAAGGUUUGGCUUUGGUAGAACAUAACAAAACUUCAGAGGUGAGAAGCCAUAUUUUGUUAAAACGUGGAAAGUGUUUUAUUUGAAAGAAGUAUUUGAUAAUCCAUGAAAAGAGUGAAGCCUUUCUCCUGUGAAACAUGUGGAAAGGAUUACAGAUAUGAAUUCAGUUUGAUAGAACAUGAAAGGAAAUAAUAAAGAAGAAAUAAAAAAAGGAAAUAAUUUACACUUUCAUGUUUCCGCAGGUGGCACCCAGCUUUAUUUUUCAAGUAAUCCCAACUCUACCCUCCCACCCUGUUCCCUCUCCAAUUUCCCGGUGCCCAUAUAAUCAACAAAACCCCCUCCUUCCUCUAUAUCACCCUUAUUUUAAAGCAGUUUGACUAGCUUCCAAUAAAAUUCUGUAUCACUUUCAAAAUCCUAUGUACAUUUAAGACCAUCCAUCACCUCGGCCCUCCAUAUGGCGCAUUUCCACCGGCUCUACUUGCCUUGCCUCGCCUUGCCACGGCACGAUUAGGUUGCAUCUCCACUACAUAAAAGUACCUACCUAACAUGGGUGGUGUCAUCACUGCAUGGCUGAAACUGCGGUGACUUGUUUUAUACACGACACACACACACGAGUGACUAUGACUAGUGACUUUACACUACACUUCUGGAGGUUAACCCACGUUUUUAGGAUUAAGUAGUUUUAAUUUAUCUACAAAUCGGAAACGCUACUUAAACCGUGCCGAGGCGAGUAGAGCUGGUGGAAAUGCAUUUUAAGUUCUGCUAAAGAGGGUGGAGGUGGGGUCCAAUUCUUUGAGCACUUAAAAUGUAUUUGAAGGUAACGCAAUAGUUACUUCCCCACAAACUAUUUACUUUUAUCAUUUGUAACUCAGUAACUAAUUCAGUUAAUUUUUGGGUGAAAUCACUAGUAACUGUAACUAAGUAACUUUUCCAUCCAAUUCAUCCCACUAUAUCUAAUCAUCGUUGCUUGACACUAACGUUAUAUGGCUGACUGCUGAGAGUGACGGAGAAAACUAAAGAAACAAAUGUUUGUGACCAGAGCAGCACACAUAAACACUGGCCGCACACUGCUGCUGCAGCGUGGAGUGAAAAUUGGUGAAAAGUAAUUUGAAGCUUGAUUUGCACACACAUCCCACUGAAGCUCCAUUGCAACCUCCGUCCACACUUCUUGUGCUUGUUUUAUAGUUUUUCUUGUUGCAUAAAAAGAAGGGGGUUUGGGGAAGCAAACACAACCCAGCGACAACACUCGUUGGUGUGAAAGGCCUUUACACUCAGAAAGAUGAAUAGGUAACAAUGGCCACAUUUAAGUGUGUGCAAGUGCAGUUUGUUCAAAAACAAAGAAAGAACGUUUCAUGCAUCCAUCCUAUAUUUGCUACUAAAAUAGCAAUAUUUGCCCAAACUGUUUCAAGUUAAGGUUAUCUUUAACAGAUUAUCUUUUAGAGUGAUUUAGAAAUGUUCUGACUCUGAAUAACACAUCCUAUAUUUGCUAAGAGGCAUAGGAGAAAUGUGUGGAGUGAAUGAGUUGAUGUGAUGAAGUUGUGUUUAUAUUUUAAUAAUACGAUCAUUUGUAUUUGUCAUGAAUAAAAAAACACGUUUAAACAUACA
Messenger RNA from Solea solea (common sole), 3612 nucleotides. RefSeq names its product zinc finger protein OZF-like. NCBI's taxonomy places the organism in Eukaryota, Metazoa, Chordata, Actinopteri, Pleuronectiformes, Soleidae. The transcript is spliced from 4 exons. Bases 328 to 1983 code for a protein of 551 amino acids. The record is from RefSeq and is a predicted model, not a curated record.